AGAAACCCGGGUCAAGAGAGAGGGACAAUGGAGGAAUCUUUAAGCUUCAGAUUCUUAACUCCUAUGCCUGAGAAGAUGGACACCACGUCCGCGUGCUUUCGGAAGGGACUAUUAGCACAUACAACCCACGGAACGUCACAAACCUAGCUCACGCUGGAACGCCAGACCCCAGCGCGCACGCGCAACAAAGUGCCGCCGCUACGCAGGCGCACUGCGGCCUACCGCCGCGCUAAACUAGGCGCAGAUUCUCCGAGGUCGGCGCGCGCUCCCGGACUCCCGGGAGUGAGGCGCGCACCAUGGAAGAGCGGUUAGCCGAGUUCCGGGCGGCCCGAAAACGGGCGGAGCUUGCGGCAGAAGCCAGCACUUUAAGCCAGAGCGCACAAACCUCGGGAAAGAAGGCGGAAGCAACUGCAACUCCAAAGUCAGCUUUGGGCUGGCUAAAACUGUUCCUGGUGUGGAAACGGAGGCCCGAGAGUUCCCAGGCCCAGCCCAGCGUAGUUCAGGAAGCCUCUCAGCCCAGGAGCAGCACAUCACAGCCCCCACGGAGAACAGCCAUUCCCCCGCCAUUGCCACAGGACCAGUCCUUCCUGACCAGCAUCACCUUCUUGAAGGUUCUUCUCUGGUUGGUCCUGCUGGGACUAUUUGUGGAACUGGAAUUUGGCCUGGCUUAUUUUGUCCUAUCCUUGUUCUACUGGAUGUAUGUCGGGACACGGGGCCCUGGAGAGAAGAAGGAGGGAGAGAAGAGCGCCUACUCUGUGUUCAACCCAGGCUGUGAAGCCAUCCAGGGCACCCUGACUGCAGAGCAGUUUGAGCGAGAGUUACAGUUUAGACCCCUGGAGGGGAGAUAGGGCCAGCUGUGUGUUAUCAACUAGCCUCCUAGCAACUCGGCCCUCCUGGCAUAUGGCCUGGCAUAUGGACUUGUGGGUUUGUUCAGGUGUCCCAGAUUAAGGACAAUUUGCAAGUUAUUCUUUUGACCAUGCAGUUCUACCUGCUUUCCUUCAUCUUCUGCUGCAGUUUCAUCUCUGAACUUGUAUUUGGUUUUGGUGAAACUCCCUGAAAGACACUCACUAUAGGUUUGAUGCAAUUUAUAAAAACUAAAUACUCAAAAGGA
Messenger RNA from Phyllostomus discolor (pale spear-nosed bat), 1111 nucleotides. It is a transcript of the gene SAYSD1, whose product is annotated as SAYSVFN motif domain containing 1. The transcript is spliced from 2 exons. The record is from RefSeq and is a predicted model, not a curated record. Lineage: Eukaryota; Metazoa; Chordata; Mammalia; Chiroptera; Phyllostomidae. Bases 297 to 848 code for a protein of 183 amino acids.